UUGUUGGUACCUGCACCUCAGAGCCUCUUGAAAGAACAUGGCUGGCCUUCCAGACAGCACUCUGAGGAUUGUUCUGGUGGGGAAAACUGGAAGUGGGAAAUGUGCAACAGCAAACACCAUCUUUGGGGGAAAAGUAUUUGAAUCUAAAAUUAUUUCUUCUUCCGUUACCAAGAACUGUCAGAAAUCAGAGCAACAAUGGAAGGGGAGGAAUCUUCUUGUUGUGGACACCCGGGGGCUCUUUGAUAACGAGGAAAAACUGCAGACCACCUGUGAGGAAAUCAGCAGGUGUGUCCUCUUCUCCUGCCCUGGGCCCCAUGCCAUUAACCUGGUACUACAGCUGGGCCGCUACGUGGAUGAGGAGCAGGAAACAGUUGCAUUGAUCAAGGCUAUCUUUGGGGUGGCGGCCAUGAAGCACAUGAUCAUGUUGUUCACUCGCAAAGAUGAUUUGGAUGGUCAGACACUGAGUGACUUUUUAGACGAAUCAGAUGUGAACCUAUAAAACAUCAUCAAGGAGUGUGGGUCCCGGUGCUGUGCCUUCAAUAAUAAGCAAAGUGCAGAUGAAGCUGAGAAGGAAGCUCAAAUAGAGGAGCUGGUGGAGAUGAUAGAGAAAAUGGAGCAGGAGAAUGGAGUUUACUUUUCCGAUGACAUAUACAAGGACACAGAUGAAAAGCUAAAACGCCAGGCAGAAGUCUUGAAGAAAAUCUAUGCUGAGCAAUUGGAGAUGGAAAUUAAACUAACAGAAGAGCAAUGUGAUCAGGGAAAAAUAUCACAGUAAGAAAAA
Messenger RNA from Myotis davidii, 781 nucleotides. RefSeq names its product GTPase, IMAP family member 7 (gene GIMAP7). The record is from RefSeq and is a predicted model, not a curated record. Gene Ontology annotation, molecular function: GTP binding. NCBI's taxonomy places the organism in Eukaryota, Metazoa, Chordata, Mammalia, Chiroptera, Vespertilionidae.